AUGCUUUUCUUCGCUCACGAACCAAAAAAUAAGUUUUCAGUCUAUUACUUUUUUCUUUUUUUGUUUCUUUCUUUCAUCUUUCUUUGUUUCUUUCUUUCUCUCUCUGUCUCACUAUCUAUCUAUCUAUCUAUCUAUCUAUCUAUCUAUCUUCCCUGUAUAUAUCUCUGGCUUUCUCUAUAUACGAGUCUUUUUUCAUUGCUUUCUUUUCUUCUGUUUCCACAUUUUCUCUUUUUUUUGUUUUUUUGUUUUUUAUUAUUUCUUUUACUUUCAUUUUUUCUUUUCAGUUUUCUUUCUUUUUUCACUUCUUCAUUUCCUUUCUUUUUUUUUUCUUUUUUUUACUCUCCUUAUCUAAGUUUAUUCGUUGUGUCAAUUCAUAUCAAUUUACUGUUCAUAUCUCUUUAUACAUAUGUAUACAUUAAUCAAUCGAACAUAUCCUUUCUUUCUUUCUCAUUUUAUCGAUCUAAAUACCUAUCUCCUUCCUUCCUUCCUUCUAUCUAUCUAUCUAUCUAUCUAUCUAUCUAUCUAUCUAUCUAUCUAUCUAUCUAUCUAUCUAUCUAUCUAUCUAUCUAUCUAUCUAUCUAUCUAUCUAUCUAUCUAUCUAUCUCACUACGCUUGGAAAUUCGAUAUAUCUACCUGUUUAAACAUAUAUAUUUCUUUUUCUUUCUUUCCCAUUUUAUCUAUGUAAAUACCUAUCUUGUUCCUUUCAUUAUCUAUCUAUCUAUCUAUCUAUCUAUCUAUCUAUCUAUCUAUCUAUCUAUCUAUCUAUCUGAUUCCAUCUGUCUUAUUCGCAUCUAUCUAUCUAUCUAUCUAUCUAUCUAUCUAUCUAUCUAUCUAUCUAAUUGCAAACGAAAUGCGUCGAACUGUGUCUAUGGGAAAAUCCGGUCUCGUUCCAACAUGCCCUUAUAA
Molecule: messenger RNA, 906 nt
Organism: Acanthosepion pharaonis
Lineage: Eukaryota; Metazoa; Mollusca; Cephalopoda; Sepiida; Sepiidae
Source: the annotation of a GenBank genome assembly